AUGGGAUUACUCGGGUUCAUCCAAAAAUCGUGGAAAACGCUGCGGCAAGCCAUCAAGGCCCUCCUCGACCUCAAUGGCACUUUCGAAGCUCUUAUCACUCGCAUCCAUCAAGGCCCUUCUUUACCAUGCCCUAAUCCCACAACUUCCUACUGGCUCGAAGACCCUCCGUUCCCGGAACUCGUGAAUAUCCAAUCAGAAAAAUUGCCAGAAUCAACAGAUAUCGUGAUCAUAGGCAGUGGCAUCACAGCCGCCGCUGCCGCGCACAGUCUACUUGAUGAAAGCUCACGUAAAGGCCAGCCUAUCACCAUCACCGUUCUCGAAGCCAGAGAUAUCUGCAGUGGGGCUACAGGACGUAAUGGCGGGCAUAUGAAAUGUUCACCGCAUGAGACGUUCGAGCGUUUGGAGACGAAAUUCGGAACGGAAAGAGCGGUCGCACUGACGAGAUUCCAAUUGAGCCAUUUACAACACUUGACGGAGUUUUGCGAGAGCAAGGGAUAUCAGAAAGCAGAGUGCCGUAAAGUCGAAACCGUGGACUUGUUUUUUGAUCAAAAGACUUUUGACCAGGCUUGUCAUACAUUGAGCAGACUGAGAACGCUGCUUCCAGAAUUGGAGGCGAGGAUCUUGCAGGCGGAACAGGCUCGACAGGAAUUUGCAGUCAGUGGCCAAGUCAUCGGCGCAAUCACCUACCAAGCAGGAGCACUAUGGCCCUAUCGCUUCGUAACAUCUCUCUGGAACGAUCUUCUGCACGACUAUCCCAAGCACAUCACUGUCGAAACCAACACUCCUGCUAGCUCCAUCGACAAGCAGGGGACAACCUACAAAGUCCAUACGAACCGAGGCGCCGUUAAAUGCAAGCAUAUCGUGCACGCCACCAAUGCAUGGAUGGGCCACUUACUACCUCAGCUCAACAAAAAAGCCACAGGCAUGCGAGCACACAUGUCUGCGCAAAACCCUGGUGAUCAGCACAGCUAUGCAAACUUCCACGGCGAUCGCUCAUGGUCGAUAAUUCAUGGACCAGAUGACUUUGAUUACAUGACGCAAAGGCCAGGUCCCAAUGGCACAGGAGACAUUAUGCUCGGUGGAGGGGCUUUCCGCUCCAAGAACCACGGCUUGGAUCAGAUUGGUGUGUGGGACGACAGUCGUAGGGAUAUGUUUACAUCAGCAUAUUUGGCUGGUAUACUGCCCAUCAUUUUCUCGCAGGAGAAGCAGCAAAGACAAGCUGGAACGCACUCGAGAUAUUUGCAACAACACUGGUCUGGCAUCAUCUCAUUGACAGGCGAUUCGCUUCCCUUCGUCGGGAAGUUGGACUCCUGUGUCUGCGCCCAAAACUCUGGAGAUGCGCAAGGGGAUGCAGCAGAGUGGAUAGCAGCAGGUUACAAUGGUGAAGGAAUGGUAUUUGCCUGGCUCUGCGGCACUGCGCUUGGUCUUGUGAUCAUGGGUUCUGAACACGAGGAUAUACCUGCAUCACCUGGGUUUCCUGGAGGAACAUUGUACGAGUGGUUUCCCAAGGAGUUGUUGCUCGACAGAGAACGUUUCAAUCGUAUUGAUGUGCUUGAUCUUGCUGAUCAGCUAUAA
Messenger RNA from Aureobasidium namibiae CBS 147.97, 1575 nucleotides. RefSeq names its product DAO-domain-containing protein. Gene Ontology annotation, molecular function: oxidoreductase activity. Bases 1 to 1575 code for a protein of 524 amino acids. The record is from RefSeq and is a predicted model, not a curated record. NCBI's taxonomy places the organism in Eukaryota, Fungi, Ascomycota, Dothideomycetes, Dothideales, Saccotheciaceae. The transcript has a single exon. Gene Ontology annotation, cellular component: cytoplasm.